AUGGGUUGUGGAAUGAGUACCGAGGAUAAGGAGGGCAAGGCCCGCAACGAGGAGAUUGAGAACCAGCUCAAGCGGGACAAGAUGAUGCAAAGGAAUGAGAUUAAGAUGCUCUUGCUCGGAGCGGGAGAGUCGGGCAAGUCUACAAUCCUUAAACAGAUGAAAUUGAUCCACGAAGGCGGUUACUCGCGCGACGAAAGAGAAUCGUUCAAGGAAAUCAUCUACAGCAACACCGUCCAGUCGAUGCGUGUUAUUCUGGAGGCGAUGGAAUCACUCGAGCUACCCCUGGAAGAUGCUCGUAACGAAUACCACGUCCAGACCGUUUUCAUGCAACCCGCUCAGAUCGAAGGCGACAGCUUGCCAUCAGAAGUUGGCAACGCUAUUGGUGCCCUCUGGCUGGACGCCGGUGUGCAGGAGUGCUUUAAGCGAUCUCGCGAAUACCAGCUUAACGACUCGGCUAAAUACUACUUCGAUUCCAUCGAGCGCAUCGCGCAGGGUGACUACCUCCCGACCGACCAAGAUGUCCUUCGUUCCCGUGUCAAGACCACGGGUAUCACUGAAACGACGUUCAUUAUCGGCGAUCUCACCUACCGUAUGUUCGACGUCGGUGGUCAGCGCUCCGAGCGAAAGAAGUGGAUUCACUGUUUCGAGAACGUGACUACGAUCCUGUUCUUGGUCGCCAUCUCCGAGUACGACCAGCUGCUGUUCGAAGAUGAGACCGUCAAUCGUAUGCAGGAAGCGCUCACCCUGUUCGACUCUAUCUGCAACUCCCGCUGGUUCGUCAAGACUUCGAUCAUUCUCUUCCUCAACAAGAUCGAUCGCUUCAAGGAGAAGCUGCCUGUCAGCCCCAUGAAGAACUACUUCCCCGACUACGAGGGAGGUGCUGACUACGCCGCUGCUUGCGACUACAUCCUCAACCGUUUCGUGUCUCUGAACCAGGCCGAACAGAAGCAGAUCUACACACAUUUCACAUGUGCCACAGACACGACACAGAUCCGUUUCGUGAUGGCAGCUGUAAAUGAUAUCAUCAUUCAAGAGAACCUGAGACUCUGUGGUCUGAUUUAA
Messenger RNA from Aspergillus puulaauensis, 1062 nucleotides. It is a transcript of the gene gpaA, whose product is annotated as guanine nucleotide-binding protein subunit alpha gpaA. The record is from RefSeq and is a predicted model, not a curated record. The transcript has 4 exons. Lineage: Eukaryota; Fungi; Ascomycota; Eurotiomycetes; Eurotiales; Aspergillaceae. Gene Ontology annotation, cellular component: heterotrimeric G-protein complex. Gene Ontology annotation, molecular function: G-protein beta/gamma-subunit complex binding; G protein-coupled receptor binding; GTP binding. Bases 1 to 1062 code for a protein of 353 amino acids. Gene Ontology annotation, biological process: G protein-coupled receptor signaling pathway.